This is a messenger RNA of Rhagoletis pomonella (apple maggot), 1101 nucleotides long. RefSeq lists its product as uncharacterized. The transcript has 2 exons. Gene Ontology annotation, molecular function: nucleic acid binding. Lineage: Eukaryota; Metazoa; Arthropoda; Insecta; Diptera; Tephritidae. The record is from RefSeq and is a predicted model, not a curated record. Bases 1 to 1101 code for a protein of 366 amino acids.
AUGCAAAACGUUUGGCGUAGCGGCGUGAAUUGGGAUGAUGCGAUUGGCGCUAAAGAACGGGAGGAGUGGCAAUCAUGGGUGCGAUUACUGCCUGAAAUAGGAAAUAUUCGUGUACCGCGAUGCUACUUGAAUGCCAGCACUAGUCACAAUAUUCAGCUGCACGUUUUCUGCGACGCAAGUGAAGCUGCUUACGCUGCGGUCGCCUAUCUAAGAGCAGACCUUAAGGGCGAGGUCAGCUGUACGUUGGUAGCAUCUAAAACUCGCGUGGCUCCACUCAAGCCGGUUUCCAUACCUCGUCUGGAGCUAAUGGGUGCUAUAAUUGGUCUUCACCUUUCAAAACUCAUCAAGCAGGAAGUGACGUUGCCGGUGACCAAAACCAUAUUUUGGACGGAUUCCAAAAAUGUCCUCCAUUGGAUUCGGUCAGACGCUCGAAGAUAUAAUCAAUUUGUGGCUCUCCGGGUAGGUGAGAUUUUGGAAUCGUCGAACCCCUUUGACUGGCGUUGGGUGCCAUCAGCUGAAAACGUAGCCGAUGAAGGCACAAAGUGUAAUCAAUACGAACGGAUGGAUGGUGAUUCGAGAUGGUUUCGUGCCCCCGAAUUUUUAGUUUUACCACCGAAAAUGUGGCCUGAAACGCACUUACCCGGCAGCACAGCUCUUGAAGUACUACACCAUAUUCAAAUCGAGCCGACGUCAAACUUACCAUUAUCGACGAUUAUGCCAAAAGCCGAGCGAUUUAGUAAAUGGGAAAAAUUUCGCGCUGCUCAAAGAAAUGUUCUGCAUUUCCUCCAAAGAUUGAUGCGGAAGCCAGCACAAUCGAAGCAUCUACAGUUAGCCCUUUCGUGUCCCACAAUCGAAGGCGCUGAGAACCUGAUCAUUCUAAACUGCCAACUCGAAGCCUUUGGCGAAGAAAUCAACUGCUUACAACGAGGAUUAUGCAUAAUGCCGGAAUCCUCCGGGUUAAAGGAAGAAUCGACGCAGCAGAAGGCAUUCAAUUUGAUGCGAAAAGGCCAAUUAUUCUGCCAAGCAAGAGUCCUGUUACUUCACUCAUCGUUGAUUUCUACCAUCGUAAGUACCACCACUUACAUAACGAAAUCGUUGUGA